This is a messenger RNA of Rotaria socialis, 4059 nucleotides long. The record is from the annotation of a GenBank genome assembly. Lineage: Eukaryota; Metazoa; Rotifera; Eurotatoria; Philodinida; Philodinidae.
AUGAUGUUAUUGUUAUAUUUAAUAUCAAUAUUUAAUAUUCUUCGAUAUUCAUAUAGUGAACAAUGUCCAUCAUCAACAUUUUGUUCAUGUUCAUCAGAUUUAACUAUAAUUACGUGUACACAUCGACAAUUAAGUGAUGAAUCGUUUAUUAAUUUAAAUAGUCAAUUACCGCAGUCAACGAUCGUUUUAAAUCUUUCGUCGAAUUUUUUCAAAUCAAUAAAUUCCUUAACAAAAUUAAGUAAUCUUCAAACACUUGAUUUAUCAUUCAAUAAAAUAGAAUUUCUACCAUCAAAUUUAUUUUCAAAAUUUCCGCAAUUAUCAUCAUUAUACAUAUCGAAUAAUUCUUUAAAAACGAUUCCAAAAAGCAUUAAUGAAGUAUCAAAUAUUAAUCUUGAUAUAUCAAAUAAUCCAUUCAAUUGUUCGUGUCAAUUAAAAUGGUUGAUACAAUGGUUUAAAACAAUUAAUCUCCUAAAUAAGAUGAAUUGUCAAAAAUCUAAACAAUUACUUGAAAGUGAUUUUUGUUUUAAUAAAAGAAAUUAUCUUUUUCUGACACCUGAACAAUCACAAAUCGUAUAUGAAAAUGAUCCAUUUACAUUGAAUUGCUCGUCAAAUACUCAAAUUUAUUGGACAUUGAAUGAGAAAUUCUAUUCGAAAAAUUCAACACUAAUUAUUCCACAUUUACUAUUAAAUCAUUCUGGUUUAUGGAUAUGUCACAGUUUAAACUUGAAUCGUUCAAUAUCGAUACAUGUCUUAAGUAUUCAAACCAACCAUUUCUGCCAAUCAUUACAAAUGGAUACAUCGAAAGGACAUUUUUAUUGGCCACGUGCAUUAACUGGUCAAAUAAUUCAAUUGAAGUGUCCAUUUGGUUCAGCUGCAUGGUUAAGCGAUUCAUAUGACGAUGCCAAAGCAUUCUAUACAUGUUCAUCUAAUAGACAAUGGAUUGAUUUAGAUUUAUCACAAUGUGCUUUUCGAACAAAUAUAUCAAGAGAAUUUGAUCUUUUAUUAUCGAAAAAUUCUACCAAUUUAUUAUCAAAAAUAAUAAUGCUUAUAUCCAAAACAAGUCUUGACGAUUUAAAAUUUGAUGAUAUUAUUUUUUUAAUUGAUUUAAUCGAUGAAGAAAAGGAUAAAUAUUUACUGACGAAGAAAAAUAUUAAUGAAUUUUCCAAAUCGAUUUAUCGUUUAACUGAUUUUAUUUUACAAAUUAAUCAAGAUUUUAGUCGAAUUAAUGAAUAUCAAUUGGCUUUGAAUAGAUUAAGAUUUAUAUUAGAAAUGUCAUUAAAUUUAAUUAAUCAUCCAUGGAUGUAUGAUGGAAAACAAUUAACAGCUAUGACUUUCGUAUCAUCAUUACCACCAAAUGUGUGUUCUAUCCCGAAUAGAGAUUUGUUAACUUUUAUGUGUGGCAUACCUAAUCAACAAUAUAAACGCCAUGAGCCACGAUUAGCAACAAUUCAAUUUCGAUUUGAAUCAAAUGUAAACAUUAAUCAAUCGUCGAUUUUUCGAAUUAUAUUCUAUCGAACAUCAGCAUUAUAUGCACCAGACUUUAAAACAAAUGAAAAUUCUGUUAUUUAUAUGAUGCCAGCAACAUCUACUAAUGUUUCAAGUGUCACAAUAAUAUUUUAUGGCCAAUCGAAUCAAGCAUCAAUUGGAAUAUUGAAUUCAAAUAUGACGUCUUGGCAAAUGGCAUCACAUACUUGUCAAAUUAAUCGUAAAAAUAUUAAUUUGAUUUCAACAGAGUGCACUUUAACAGCAAAUAAUUCUCUGUCAAUAACAUAUUUAAAUCAUCUCAAUGACAAUCAAAGUUUAUUUUUGAAUGCAAACUAUUUAGAUUUAGCUAUUUAUGUUUCAUCAACAAUAGCAUCCGUUUGCUUUGUUAUUUGUAUACUUUUCUAUAUUUGUUGCCAUAAAGUUUAUCUAAUGCCAAGAAGCUUUUUUCAUUGUUUAAUUAAUUACUGGCUUAGCUUAGCAUUCAUAUUACCAUUAUUUGCUUUUGGUGUAAAACAAAGUCAAAAUUUAUUUUUAUGCCAAUUUAUUUCAAUUAGUCUUCAUUAUCUUUGUUUAACAAUAAUACUUUGGUUAACAUUAUUAACAUAUUGCAUUUGGCAAAAACUCUAUUUUAUAUGGACCGGUAAAGGUCAUAAUGAAGAUUCAAAUGAGAAUCCUAAUGGAAAAUCUUCAGUAACAAUUGUUGAUUAUGAUGAUGAUGGAUUACCAAUUAUGAAAUUAAAAGCUAAAUCUGUUAUACAAUUUUACUUCCUAGCGUAUGGAAUAUCAUUUAUUAUUUGUGGAAUUAAUGUUGCUAUAUCACGUGAUCAAUAUACAACAAAUAAAAUUUGUUUUUUAAAUAAUUUCGAAUCACUUUUAACAUUAAUAAUUCCAAUCGGAAUAUUCAUUUUUCUAUUACUUAUAUUUCUGUUAUCUGCUCGUAUUAAUAUAAAACGAUUAAGAAAAGAAGCCAUACGUCUACGUAAUCUACCAGACGAAUCUGAAAUUGAACCAGAAAUAAAUGAUGAAAUCGAUGAAAAUAUAAUAUCAUCAAAGCCAAACGAAGUUUUACCAAUCAUAAUUCCAUCAGAUAAUCAAAAUCGAAAUGAAAUUUUACCACAUGUUGAUUGCCAUCAAUCACAUUUAGACAGUUUAUGUUCAUCCGACAUGGAUCAUCAACAUCAACCAUCCAAUCAAUUAUUAUCAAUAUUAUUUCAAUUGAUUCUUCUGAGUUUCAUAUUUCUCUCAAGUCUAUCAAUCUAUAUACAUCCAUUACAUUCGUUCAAUAUUCGUUUAGAACAUUCAAUAUAUACUCAUUUAUAUGGAAUAUUUGUUUUACUUUUGGCAUUUUACAUAAUUGCAUUUUAUGUUUUAUCACGCAAUGAUUUAACAAUGCAUUGUCAAUACUAUCGUUGUUGUAGAAAACAAAAGAAAAAACUCUUAUUAAACCAAUCUUACAAUGAACCUCCACCACCACCACAAACUCCUCAACAAUCUCCGUCGUCACCAUCACAUCCACUGAUAUCGCCAUCAAAUAAUAAUAAUAAUCGAGACAAAAUUAUAUUAAAUGAAAACCUAACGAUGGGCGAUGAUUCAUUUACCGAAAAAAUUCCUUCACCCUCACCACCACAUUCACAUUAUUCGCCAAGUAUAUAUCAAUCUCAAGUACCACUAACUAACGAGAUAACAUCCAUAAACGAUACUUAUACGUAUGGUUCAAAACGUCAAACUACUGUCGCAUCGAAAUAUUAUGCUCGUCAUCGACAUAUACUUAAAACAAGUAUAUCAACUAGUGAAUCUAGUUUACAACAAAAUGAAUCAUUACCUCAUUCAACAUUAAAUACUAUUCAACAAGAGUUUACAACUACUAUUGAUGAUCAGCAGGCACAAUGUAAUUUGCAGUAUGGUCAAUCAUCGAAGAAAUCAGCCGAAAGUCCAACAAAAUCUCAUAUAAUACAAAAUGGAAAUGCAUACUUUCAUUUACCUCCUAUUGCUUCUCCUCAAUCAUUCAUUCGGCCAUCAACUUUACCAAUAUCACCUCGAGUACAAUCGUCACCAUCACAAGCUAUUAUCCGUCCAUUACCUAUCAUACGACUAUCAUCACCGACGACGAAUAAAAUUCUUUCGAGUCCAACUAUGAAUAAUUCAUCAACAAUAAUCCAAAAUGGUCAUACAGAUCCAACAAUAGAAUUAAAUGGUGGACGAAAUUCGUAUCGUGUUAUGCCAUCACCAACAACUGAAGAACGGCGUGCAACAUAUGUUUAUUUAAAUAAGAAUUCUAAUUUAAUUCAACAAGAAAAUUCAUUGAAUGAAAAACCAUCUAUUUGGAAAAAACCACCAAAUGGUCAUCAUCCACAUGUUGCAUAUAUUGAUGAAGAUGAUGAAUGCAGUGUUUCACUGAAAUCGUCAACAUGUGAUUCAACAACAGCAACAUCAUCAAGUACAACAUCACCUGUUUUAUCGAGAAAAAAUCGUUCGAAAACAAUAUCAUCAUCAUCUUCGUCAACUUAUUCAAAUGAUUUUAUUAAUGGUGCUCUAGACAUAAAUCAAAUAACACUGCAUGAAAGCAGCGUGUAA